CAAAUUCCAUUUUUUUGUCAUUAUUUUAAACUUCAGAAAAGAAACUUCAAUUUGUUCUUCAUCUAGACAAAGAUGUAUAAAAGCAGGACCCUGAUCUGGAUGUCUUUGAUCCUUUGUGGCUUAGUGACUGAAUGUUUCGGAUUAGUUAUCAUGCCCAAAGACAAGAGAGGUUGGACAUUGAACAGCGCUGGAUAUUUGUUAGGCCCACAUGCUGCGAAUGGUCACAGGUCACUGACUGACAAGGGGGGACUCGCUGGGAAGAGAGAAGUCUUCGACGAUAAUUACAAAUCAGUUGUAACAAGUUUCAGUAAUCCACUGAAUUCAGUUGAUGAUAAUGCCCUUCAGACGCUGACAGAAUUCCUGAGAUACUUGCGCCUGAGAGAAUCUGGCCUCCUGGAUAACUCUGCAAUGCUGUUCUCAGCAGACCAAACACAACAAGCAUAA
This is a messenger RNA of Carcharodon carcharias (great white shark), 444 nucleotides long. RefSeq names its product galanin peptides-like. The record is from RefSeq and is a predicted model, not a curated record. Gene Ontology annotation, molecular function: hormone activity. The transcript has 6 exons. Gene Ontology annotation, cellular component: extracellular region. NCBI's taxonomy places the organism in Eukaryota, Metazoa, Chordata, Chondrichthyes, Lamniformes, Lamnidae. Bases 73 to 444 code for a protein of 123 amino acids.